GGCCAAGCCAGGAAGGAAGGAAAAGGCCCAGGGCACGCCAGGACAGAGGCAUGGCCACACUCACUCCACCUGUGUGGCCCCCUGCUGCCCAGUGGCUGACAGCCCAGGCAACUCUCAGAUGUUGGGCCAGAGGAAACCCAGGCCUGAGUGGUGGGGAGAAGACUGAGAAGGGGGAUACACUCCACCCUACAGGAUAGCCCCUACUCCAGAAGUCCCUGCUCUGAAGACCCCAGCCCCUGGUGGCCUCAUGCCCUGGCCUGAGGCUCAUCUGCAGCUGUGAGAACAUCCCCUUUCUCUGUGGGUCCUGAUGGUUUCUCUCCACCCACCUCUGGAUUCCAGUCAUAGAGCAGGCUUCAUGAUGGAGGAGGCUAGAGAUGUUGCAGGCCAAGGCAGCCCAGGCUGGUGCCACCAGAGACCCAGCAGGGGGUGAGGGCAGAGGGUCCAGCUGGGGAAGCUUGGCUGGGUCCAGCUUGCAGGAUUUCCUUCCUGCUUAAGCCUAGGCUGAGCCUCUGAAGUCCUUGUUGCAGGGCUGAUUCUCCUGGGAGGGCCCAGUCACAGCUACCAUGAGCGAGGCCUUUGACUGUGCAAAAUGCAGCGAGUCCCUGUAUGGCCGCAAAUACAUCCAGACAGACAAUGGCCCCUACUGUGUGCCCUGCUAUGACAACACCUUCGCCAACACCUGUGCCGAGUGCCAGCAGCUGAUCGGGCAUGACUCAAGGGAGCUGUUCUACGAAGACCGCCACUUCCACGAGGGCUGCUUCCGCUGCUGCCGCUGCCAGCGCUCUCUGGCUGAUGAGCCCUUCACCUGCCAGGACAGUGAGCUGCUCUGCAAUGACUGCUACUGCAGUGCCUUCUCCUCACAGUGCUCUGCCUGUGGGGAGACCGUCAUGCCGGGGUCCCGGAAGCUGGAAUAUGGAGGCCAGACGUGGCAUGAGCACUGCUUCCUGUGCAGCGGCUGUGAGCAGCCACUGGGCUCCCGUUCCUUCGUGCCUGACAAGGGUGCUCACUACUGCGUGCCCUGCUAUGAGAACAAGUUUGCUCCUCGCUGUGCCCGCUGCAGCAAGACGCUGACACAGGGUGGCGUGACGUACCGUGACCAGCCCUGGCAUCGAGAAUGCCUGGUCUGCACCGGGUGCCAGACACCCCUAGCAGGGCAGCAGUUCACCUCCCGGGACGAUGAUCCCUACUGUGUGGCCUGUUUUGGAGAACUCUUUGCACCUAAGUGUAGCAGCUGCAAGCGCCCCAUCACAGGACUCGGUGGAGGCAAGUACGUGUCCUUUGAAGACCGCCACUGGCACCACAGCUGCUUCGCCUGUGCCCGCUGCUCCACCUCCCUGGUGGGCCAAGGCUUCGUGCCGGACGGAGACCAAGUGCUGUGCCAGGGCUGCAGCCAGGCAGGGCCCUGAGCCAGGGCUCCUGGGCCCAGGCCCUCCCAACCAGUGCUCAAGGACUAAGGCUCCUUUUCCAGACCACCUCCGGGACCCAGCCCCACCCCAAAUGGGGGCUCCCCCUGGGCUCCAGAAUUCAGUCUCCCCACUUCAACAUCCCCAAACUGGUACUUCUUGACCCAGGGCCCCUAAACCUGGGUUGUUACAGAGCCUCUAUUAAUUCAAAUCCCCUCCCAAGCCUGGACUCCACAGAGCUCAGCCCUCUCCCCUAUAGUCUGGGUUGCCAGACCAAGUCCCCUCCCCAAAUCAGGGCUCUAGACCCUAGCCCUCCAAACUUGGACUCGGACUCAGGCCCCCUUCAAUCUAGACUUCUCAGCAGUGACUUUAGGUCUCCUAUGGGUGCCUGAGAAGUCCUCAAAAGUGGACUAUCCUCAGGCUUGACCCUCCCACCCCAAUCCUACCCCUGUCCCCAGGGCUGGGGCUAUCUGGGCAGCAGAUUAAGGGGUCCUAGGGUACAGGGUUCUGCCCACCCUUGUUCGUUGAGUGUUUUAUCAUUUCAUUUCAGCUCCAUUUUGCCCAGAAAUGGGCAGCGGGGUGGGAUUGACUCGCCCCCUUAGAGAUUCUGCAAUAAAGCAGUUGUGAGGAA
Messenger RNA from Hipposideros armiger (great roundleaf bat), 2034 nucleotides. RefSeq names its product four and a half LIM domains 3 (gene FHL3). The transcript has 8 exons. Gene Ontology annotation, cellular component: Z disc; stress fiber; nucleus. The record is from RefSeq and is a predicted model, not a curated record. Gene Ontology annotation, molecular function: actin binding; transcription coregulator activity. Gene Ontology annotation, biological process: actin cytoskeleton organization. Lineage: Eukaryota; Metazoa; Chordata; Mammalia; Chiroptera; Hipposideridae. Bases 564 to 1406 code for a protein of 280 amino acids.